UGCAUACCUAAAAAAAACCACAAAAGAGGAGAAAAAUAUACACACACAACCACCACCAUCACCGCUACCCGAAGGCACCUUCGUCUUCUACUCAUGACUACAUCGGACGGUGGAGGAGGCAGGUACAUGGCCUACUCUCCCUCGCCUUCCGCUCCUCACUCUCCCCACCUCUCCGGCCUCCGCUCCGUCGCUGCCGCAGCCGCUUCCUCUGCUGCCCUCCUCGAUCAGGAGAAAUAUCUCUCAGAGUUAUUGGCAGAGCGUCAGAAGCUUAGUCCAUUUAUGCCUGUGCUCCCUAAUACCUAUAGAUUGUUGAACCAGGAAAUUUUGCGUGUAACUACGCUGUUGGGGAAUGCAUCAGUUUUAGGUCAAAGUGGGCUUGAACAAGCUAGCCCCCUGGCUUCUGGAGGAAUAUUUUCAAAUGGAGGAGCUGAUAUGAACGGAUGGACUUCACGUUUUCAAUCAGAAAUGUCAUGUUUAGUACGGCCCUCUUCGGUACAAAACUGGGUGGGUUCUCAAGGUAGCUCUUCUGGUCUUAUUGUUAAGAGAACGAUCAGAGUGGAUAUUCCUGUAGACAGCUAUCCUAAUUAUAAUUUUGUUGGCCGCCUCCUUGGUCCUAGGGGAAACUCUCUUAAGCGUGUGGAGGCAAAUACAGAGUGCCGUGUCCUGAUAAGAGGGAGGGGCAGUAUUAAGGAUCCAACUAGGGAGGAAAUGAUGAGAGGAAAACCCGGGUAUGAACAUCUAAAUGAACCUCUUCAUAUCCUAGUUGAGGCAGAAUUACCAGUUGAAAUAGUUGAUGCUCGCCUAAUGCAAGCCCGAGAGAUACUAGAAGAUUUGCUCAAGCCUGUGGAUGAAUCUCAAGAUUUCUACAAGAAACAACAGCUGCGAGAGCUAGCAAUGCUGAAUGGUACGCUUCGUGAGGAAGGUUCUCCCAUGUCUGGUUCGGUAUCCCCCUUCCAGAACAACAGCCUUGGGAUGAAGCGAGCAAAGACAAGGGGGUAAAGGAUAUGGGAAGGCCUGUGUGUUAGUGUCAUGCCAUAAGCCACAGACAGUGCAGGUGAGGUGAAUGCCCCCAACUGCGGUCGGGGCACUUGAACAUUUUGUGUGGCAGUUGAAUUGAGUUGGGUUAUGAAGUGUGUUUAAGUUAAUGUUUGGGAAAUUGGGAGUUUAAAUUACUACAGAAUGAGGAAUGGAUGAGUGUGGAGUUUUGCAGUUCUGCUAAAAGCUGUUGGCUGUGUUAUUAGGUCGUAUAGCGCUAGUAAUAGUAUAGUAUGGUAUAUGCAAGGAAGUUAAAAUUGUAUUGGGCUUGUAUUUUUUUUAUUUUGUAUUAUUAAUAGAAAAAGUAAUUGCAUUUGUUAAUGGAAA
Messenger RNA from Gossypium raimondii (Peruvian cotton), 1362 nucleotides. RefSeq names its product KH domain-containing protein At5g56140. The record is from RefSeq and is a predicted model, not a curated record. The transcript has 7 exons. Gene Ontology annotation, molecular function: mRNA binding. Lineage: Eukaryota; Viridiplantae; Streptophyta; Magnoliopsida; Malvales; Malvaceae. Gene Ontology annotation, cellular component: nucleus. Gene Ontology annotation, biological process: regulation of mRNA splicing, via spliceosome. The coding region runs from base 94 to 999 and encodes 301 amino acids.